Messenger RNA from Hevea brasiliensis (rubber tree), 1050 nucleotides. RefSeq names its product protein SODIUM POTASSIUM ROOT DEFECTIVE 2-like. The transcript has 3 exons. The coding region runs from base 140 to 1000 and encodes 286 amino acids. The record is from RefSeq and is a predicted model, not a curated record. Lineage: Eukaryota; Viridiplantae; Streptophyta; Magnoliopsida; Malpighiales; Euphorbiaceae. Gene Ontology annotation, molecular function: metal ion binding.
AAUUUAAAUCCUACUCCCCCAAUCCUCUUACUGAGAAAAUUCCUACCCCUUUGUUCUCUUCCCAGAACAUUAUAUCAAGUUAUCGACAACUGCAUUACGCCAUCGCUUCUGCUACUGAUUCUUUCUCAAAAAUCCAAACAUGAAAAGAAUUGAUCUUUUCUGUGCUUCUUCUUCUUCCACAGCUAUCUGCUCUAGCCUAGACCAUCGUUACAUGGUCCGCAGAGGCACCACUACACCUAUUGAUCACCAGAAAUCCAAGCCUUAUUCUCCUUGUUCGUCUCAUCAUUUACCCUUUAAUCCAAAACCUUACCAUGAGAAGAGCAGAAAGAGUUCUGCGAAUAAGCAAGGCGAUUUUCGCAGGAAAAGAUCUGAUGAUAAUGGUAGGGAGAGUAGUGGGAUUACUACUUGUGCUAAGCAAAUUAGUGAUUUAAGUAGAAAAAGCUCUGCUGAUAUAAGUGAUCGCCAAAGUCCAAGAGGAUCCUCCUCUAGGUAUCUUCUGAGUGAUGAUGAAGUACCCUAUAUUGAUUGGAUUUCUCAGUCUGAUCAUGCCUCCACAUUGGUCCCUGGUUCCAAGCCUAGCCACAAAGGCUCAAAUAAUGCUCCUGCUCUUCCUCGAAGGUCUUCUUCGCUAGCUAAUUACUCUCGUGAUUGGAUUUUGGAGUCUCAUCAAAUUACAAAGUCUAGGCAUUCCAGCUCUAUCGAUCAUUCUCCUGCUUUAAAAUCUUCUUCCUCAGCUUGUUCCCAUGACCAGGUUGUGGUUUUGUGGGUGUCAAUCGAUUGCAAGGGCUGUGAAAGAAAAGUGAGAAAGCAUAUUUCCAAAAUGGAAGGAGUAACAUCAUUCAGCAUAGAUUUGGCUACAAAGAAAGUUACUGUCAUAGGAAAUGUGACCCCAUUAGGUGUUCUUGCUAGUGUGUCCAAGGUGAAGAAUGCACAGCUUUGGCCAUGUCCGGCAACAUCGUCAACUCCAUCCUCCAUCCCCUCCUCCAGAUGGUCGACCUGAGCUGUGUAUGGACAGAGCUAGCUAGGGUUUUUAUCUUCUUCUCAACUUGU